This is a messenger RNA of Manihot esculenta (cassava), 6411 nucleotides long. Its product is annotated as protein NETWORKED 1A. Gene Ontology annotation, cellular component: plasma membrane. Lineage: Eukaryota; Viridiplantae; Streptophyta; Magnoliopsida; Malpighiales; Euphorbiaceae. The transcript has 5 exons. Bases 726 to 6146 code for a protein of 1806 amino acids. Gene Ontology annotation, molecular function: actin filament binding. The record is from RefSeq and is a predicted model, not a curated record.
ACUUGCUUUUUCAUGGUCCUCUGCCUGUCCCAAUUUCAAUGGCAACGACAAGAAAUACUCAAAAACUGAAGAGUGUGACCGUUUAUCAGUAUCUCCACAUUAAUCAAAUUAUAAGACUCAUUAAUCCCAUGCUCCUGAUAUGAACCCACAUGUGUAUAUGCUGUAAAAUAUCCUCUUCUACCAAAAAUUUCUCACUUUUAUCUUCCUUUUGUCAGCCUUUUCACAGUAAAACUCACCGGUUUUCAGAAUAUAAUGCUGAUGCCUCAUUGUGGAGAGAGAAAGGAGGACGCUAUGAGUGAACGUUUCUGAGUUUGUUAGAGAGAGAAAAUGGGGUGACUAGAACGAUGUGCAGCUGGGAGUUUAGCAUCGCAGCUGCUAAUCACUACCCAUUACUGGGUUCCGUUCUUUGGGUAGGUUUUUGAUCCGCAGUGGCCAAAGAGUUUGAUGAUCUUACUUUUCAUUUCCCUUCAAUUUACAAUUUUAAAUUGACUGAAGCGAGUGAGUUCCUUUGGCUGGAGAAAUAGUGGUCUGUUGUUCAAUUGAGCAGGCGUGCAAGAAGUGAAACAAAGAUCUUGCAGGCUCUACAAGAGUUUUAAGUGAGCAGCUGGAAGCAGUUAAGUACCAGUAUAAGUCUGGCCUGGAUCCAAUACUUGGGUUUCUAUUACUGGUGCAAGGACCCGACCUUUGCAAAGUCCAUACCAGUAGCUUUGUUGCUAGCUGGAAUCAUGGCAACCUUGUCACAUUCUGAAUCCAGGCGAUUGUAUUCCUGGUGGUGGGAUAGCCACAAUAGCCCCAAGAAUUCGAAAUGGCUUCAGGAAAAUCUCACAGAUAUGGAUGCCAAAGUAAAAGCAAUGAUCAAGCUUAUUGAAGAGGAUGCAGAUUCAUUUGCAAGGAGAGCAGAAAUGUACUAUAAAAAACGUCCAGAGCUGAUGAAGUUGGUUGAGGAGUUCUACCGUGCUUAUCGUGCACUAGCAGAGAGGUAUGAUCAUGCAACCGUGGAGCUUCGGCAAGCCCAUCGAACCAUGGCAGAAGCAUUUCCAAACCAAGUACCUUUUGUGCUGGCUGAUGAUUCCCCAUCAAGCUCUUCAGGUCCUGAAGGUGAGCCUCACACACCAGAAAUGCCACAUCCAAUUCGUGCAUUACUCGACCCAGAUGACUUGCAUAAGGAUGCCCUAGGACUCUCUUCGGCCAACCUACACACAAUGAAAAGCAAUGGAGGAUAUUCAGAAGGAUCAGAUUCUGGAAUUAGCAGAAAGGGAUUAAAACAGCUCAAUGAUAUGUUUGGGUCAGGAGUAAUGAUUUCAAAAGUUUCAGAAGGAAAAAUGAAAAAAAGCCCAAACAUCCAUGAAAUGGUGGAAGAUGAAACUGAAGUUCAGAACUUGAAGAAAACUCUUGCAGAGAUUCAAGCUGAAAAGGAAGCUGUUCUUCUUCAGUAUCAGCAGAGCUUGCAGAAGUUAUCUGGCCUGGAAAAAGAACUUAAGGAAGCUGGAGGACUUGAAGAAAGAGCAAGCAGAGCUGAAAUUGAAGUUAAAAUCCUGAAGGAAACCCUUGUGAAAUUAGAAUCUGAGAGGGAUGUUGGUCUUCUUCAGUACAACAAAUGUUUGGAAAGAAUUUCUAGUAUGGAGAAUAUGAUCUCUCUGACACAGGAGGAUGCAAAGGGACUUACUGAGAGAGCAAUUAAAGCAGAAAUAGAAGCUCAAAAUCUCAAGCAAGAACUUUCUGCGCUGGAAACUGACAAGGAAGUUGGUCUUCUUCAGUACAACCAGUGUCUUGACUUGAUAUCAACUUUGGAGAAUAAAAUCUCUCUUGCAGAGGCAAAGGCAAAAAUCCUUAAUGAGCAAACUGAAAGAGCAGAAUCUGAAGUUAAAGCAUUGAAGGAAGCUCUUGCUAGGUUGAACAAAGAGAAAGAAGCUAUGGAAAUUCGGUAUGAGCAGUGUUUGGAGAGAAUGGCUAAAAUGGAGUCUGAACUUUCUCAUGCCCAAGAUGAUGUCAAAAGACUCAACAGUGAAGUUCUGACUGGGGCUGCAAAAUUGAAAGAUGCAGACGAGCAGUUUUUACUGUUAGAGAGAUCAAAUCAGUCUCUGCACUUGGAGGCAGAUAGUCUGGCAGAGAAGAUAGCAACAAAGGAUCAAGAACUUUUGGAGAAAGAAAAUGAAUUGGAGAAACUUCAAACUUCACUGCAAUAUGAGCACUCACGGUUUGUUCAAAUUGAAACUGCAUUGCAAACUUUGCAGAAGUUGCACUCUCAGUCUCAAGAGGAGCAGGGAGCAUUGGCGCAAGAACUUCAGAGGAAGCUUCAGUUGUUGAAGGACUUGGAGAUAUGCAACAAUGACCUGCAGGAAGAUCUCCAAUGGUUCAAGGAAGAGAACCAGAGUCUUGGUGCAUUGAACAGUUCUUCAAGAACUUCAAUAAUGAAUUUACAAAAUGAAAUUCUAAGCCUGAAGGAAGUGAAAGAAAAACUGGAAAUGGAUCUGACCCAGCAAGUGGCCCAAAGUAAUUUUCUGCAGGAAGAGAUCCAACAUUUGAAGGAGGAGAUUGAGGGUUUGAAUCAGAGAUAUCAAGAUUUAAUAGGACAAUUGUGCUCAUUAGGUCUGGAUCCUCAGUGCCUGAAUUCAGCCAUCAAGGACAUCAAGGACUUGCAAGAUGAGAACUUGAAGCUGAAAGAAGUUUGCAAAAAGGACAGAGAUGAAAAAGAAGAUCUCUAUGGGAAGUUGAGGGACAUGAAUGAGCUUCUGCAGAGGAAUGUUGCUCUGGAGAGAUCCCUAUCAGAACUGAAUGGCAAGUUGCAAGGAUCAAUAGAGAGGGUUAAAGAAUUUCAGGAGUCCUGCCAGUUUCUUCAAGGAGAAAAAUCCAGUCUUGUGGCUGAAAAAGCCAUCCUGCUUUCUCAGCUGCAAACUAUGACAGAGAAUAUGCAAAAGCUCUUGGACAAAGAUGCCAUGCUGGAGAAUUCACUCUCUCAUGCAAAUGUUGAACUUGAAGGUUUAAGGGAAAAGUCAAAAGGUUUGGGAGAAUUCUGUCAGAUGCUCAAAGAUGAGAAAUCCAAUCUUCAAAAUGAAAGAAGCAUCCUCUUGAGUCAGCUUGAAAAUGUUGAACAGAGACUGGGAAACCUAGAAAGGAGGUUUACAAGAUUGGAAGAUAAAUAUACUGAUCUGGAGAAGGAGAAAGAAUUAGCACUUUGUGAAGUAAGAGAAUUGCAGAGUUACCUGGGUGUAGAAAAACAAGAGCGUGCGAGUUAUAUACAGUCUAGUGAAUCCCGAUUGACAGAUCUGGAGAGCCAGGUCCUUCUCCUCAUAGAAGAAAGUAAGUCAAGUAAGAAAGAAUUUGAAGAAGAACUAGACAAGGCUGCAAAUGCUCAGGUUGAGAUCUUCAUCUUGCAGAAGUUUAUUCAAGAUUUGGAAGAGAAGAAUUUGUCUGUGCUGGUUGAAUGCAAGAAACAUAUUGAGGCAUCCAAAUUGUCGAACAAACUAAUAUCAGAGUUGGAGUCUGAGAAUCUUGAGCAGCAAGUGGAAGUAGAAUUCUUAUUGGACGAAAUUGAAAAGCUGAGGAUGGGAAUACAUCAAGUGUUCAGGGCUCUUCAAUUUGAUCCAUUCAAUGAGCAUGAAGAUGGGAUUGAAGAAGAGCAGAUUCCUCUUCUCCAGAUUUUGGAUAACAUCAAGGACCUAAAAGGUACACUUCAGAGAAAUGAGGAUGAGAAGCAACAACUGGCGGUUGAGAACUUAGUUCUCUUAACUUUACUUGGAGAACUAAGAUCAGAGGGUACUGAACUCGAGUCUGAGAAGAAACUCCUUAAGAGGGAGAUUGACAUGAUGUUGGAGCACUGUAAUCUUCUGCAAAAGGAUAAGCAUGAACUGCUGGAGAUGAACAAGCAACAGAGGUUGGAAAUAAGUAAAGGAGAGAAGCAGCAAGAAGUAUUAAAGGCUGAAUUGGAAACUCAACAUUGGAAUCUUGAGAGUUUUCAGGGUUCUUACCGGGCAUUGCAAGAAGAAAACUUCAAGGCACUUGAAGAAAACAGAUCUUUACUUGAGAAAAUUUCAUAUCUGAAAGAGGAAGUGCAUACACUUGAGGAGGAAAACAGUGAAUCUCUCCGGGAAGUACUGGCUCUCAAUAGCAUAUCAUCAGUUUUCAAGAGCUUUGGGAGUGAGAAAGUUGAGGAACUUGGAGCACUUACUGAAGAUAUCAAAUGUCUCCAUGUGCUUAACAAUGACCUCAAGAAGAAGGUCGAGAUGUUGGGGCAGAAGCUGGAAGCAAAAGAAACCGAAAGCCUCCAUCUUAAUGAAACGAUUGAGAAAUUGCACCAGGAGCUUCAAGAAGGGAAAGACUUAACUCAUCAAUUGAACUAUCAAAUAUUAAUUGGGCAGGAUUUUCUCCAACAAAAAGCUGCUGAGCUUUUAGAAGUGGAACGAAAGCUUAAGGCUGCGCAUAACUUGAAUGUGGAAUUGUGCAUAACUGUUGAGGAACUGAAGAGGGAAUGUGAAGAAUCAAAAAUGGCCAGGGAGAAUAUAGAGAAGCAGAUUAUUGAGUUUUCCAAUUGUAGCAUAAUUCAGAAUGUGGAAAUUGAAUGUCUUAAAGAAGCAAAUGAAAAUCUGGAGUCAGAAGCAAGUAUGUUAUGCAAGGAAGUUGCAGAACGAAGAACUAGGGAAGAGAACUUGAGUUUGGAGUUACAAGACAGGAGCAACGAGUUUGAGCUCUUUGAAGCUGAGGCUUCCUCAUUCUAUUUUGAUCUUCAGAUAUCCUCCAUACGUGAGGUUUUUCUUGAAAAUAAGGUUCAUGAACUGACUGAAGUUUGUGAGAAUCUUGAAGGUGAAAAUGCAACCAAGGAUAUCAAAAUUGAAGAGAUGAAAGAAAGAUUUGGCUUCCUGGAAACUGAAAUUGGAGAAAUGAAGGCUCAGUUGUCUGCAUAUGCUCCAGUCAUAGCUUCUCUAAGAGAUAAUAUAGAAUCCCUUGAGCGCAAUGCCCUUCUUUGUACAAGAUUUAUGGCGGCUUGCAAUCAAAGGCAGAUGAAUGUGGAUUCUAUUCAACUUCAGGAAAUCAGCAAACAAGAACUCAUAUGCGAUGAAAGAGUGCCAGAUGGAAUUUCGGAUUUGCUCUACAUACAAAAUAGAAUUAAGGCGGUUGAGAAGGCAGUAGUCAAAGAAAUGGAUAGGCUUGUAAUACAGGGAAGAGAAACUACCGAUGUCAAGCUAGAAUCUUCCAUGAAAGGAGCUCAACAGUUGGAAUUUAGGGUACAGAAGGAAGAGAUGGAGCUUGAAAAUGAACCUAGUAAAGCUGAAAUUUCUGAAGUGAAGAUUGGGAUUUCGAUGAAAGACAUUCCACUUGAUCAGGUUUCAGAUUGUUCAUUGUAUAGGAGAAGCAAGAUGGAGAGUUCUGAGCCUGAUAAUCAAAUGCUCAAGCUAUGGGAAUCUGCUGAGCAAGACCGUAAACCUGAUCCAGUGGCUCGAGUCGCACAAAAGCAGGCAGCUGCACAGUUGGAGACUGUCUAUGCACAUCGUCAGUUCCAAGACGCCAAUGAGAAGAAUAAGAAUCCCACAUUAGAGUUACAGGUUGAGAGGGAAGUGGGAAUUGAUAAGCUAGAGGUGUCCACAAGAAUCAAUAAAGAGCCAAAUCAAGAAGGCAAGAGAAGAAAGAUAGUGGAGCGACUUGCUUCUGAUGCCCAGAAAUUAACGUCUCUUCAAACAACUGUAUCAGAAUUGAAGAAGAAACUGGAGAUGAAAAGGAGAAAGAAAGCUAAUGAUGCUGAAUUGGAGAGAGUGAAAAGACAGUUACAAGAAGUCGAGGAGGCUGUCUCGCAACUGGUAGAUGCUAACGAUCAAUUGACAAAAGACAUUGAAGAAUGUCCCUCAUCUUCAGAAGGAAGCACUUCAAUAGCAUCAGAAGAGAAUGGCAAUGCCCACAGAAAAAGACUGACAGAAAAAGCACGGAAAGCAUCAGAGCAGAUUGGACGGCUACAAUUUGAGAUACAGGGCAUCCAGUACAGUCUAUUGAAACUGGAGGACGCGAAGAAAAACAGAAGUAAACUCAGGUUUCCUGGAAGUAAAACAGGUAUCCUCUUGAGGGACUUCUUCUACAGUGGUAGUAAGAAAAGUAUCAGAAAGAGGAAGAAGGCUCGUUUCUGCGGUUGUGCAAGGCCGUCUUCCUAUGAAGAUUGAGGCGACCGCUCAAGGAGAAGCGAUUGAUUUUGUUAACUAAAAUUUCUUCAAAAUUUCAUGAUGUUUAAGAGAACAUUUCUUGUAAUAGUUUGUUUGAUGUCCCUUUUAGCCUAGCCUAGGAGAACAGUAAGAACUAGCCUUGUCUAGCAGUAAUAAGCUGUUUCUGUCAGCAUGUUUUAAUCGUGUUAAUUCAGUUGAACAGUAUCGAUGUAGCAUCAAUUUCUUGGAUAUCUAUCCGGAAUGCAGGAAUUUUCUUGCUGCCAAA